Molecule: messenger RNA, 1414 nt
Organism: Callithrix jacchus (white-tufted-ear marmoset)
Lineage: Eukaryota; Metazoa; Chordata; Mammalia; Primates; Cebidae
Gene: RSPH9
Product: radial spoke head component 9
Biological process (GO): axoneme assembly; cilium movement involved in cell motility; motile cilium assembly
Cellular component (GO): axoneme
Source: RefSeq, a predicted model, not a curated record
AGGCGGAAGGGCGGAGCUUCAGGUCUCCAUGGAGAUGGCUUCUCCUAGCAACCAGACGCGUUGAGCAGAGCCGCAAGCCUGAUGGACGCCGAGAGCCUCCUGCUGUCGCUGGAGCUGGCGUCUGGCAGUGGGCAGGGCCUCAGCCCGGACCGUCGGGCCUCGCUGCUCACGUCUCUUUUGCUGGUUAAGCGCGACUACCGCUACGAUCGGGUUCUCUUCUGGGGCCGCAUUCUCGGCCUGGUCGCCGAUUACUACAUCGCGCAGGGCUUGAGUGAGGACCAGCUCGCACCGCGCAAGACGCUCUACAGCCUGAAUUGCACAGAGUGGAGCCUCUUGCCCCCUGCCACAGAGGAGAUGGUGGCGCAGUCGUCUGUGGUGAAGGGCCGCUUCAUGGGGGACCCAUCAUACGAGUAUGAACACAUUGAGCUGCAGAAGGUGAAUGAAGGCGAAAAGGUCUUUGAAGAAGAAGUAGUGAUCCAGAUCAAGGAAGAGACCCGCUUAGUGUAUGUCAUUGACCAGAUUGACAAGGCUGUGGCCAUCAUCCCCCGAGGCGCCCUCUUCAAGACCCCUUUUGGACCCACCCAUGUCAAUCGGACCUUUGAAGGACUGUCCUUGUCUGAGGCCAAGAAGCUCAGCUCCUACUUCCACUUCAGGGAGCCUGUUGAGCUAAAGAACAAGACCUUGCUUGAGAAGGCUGACCUGGACCCCUCCUUGGAUUUCAUGGACUCCUUGGAGCACGAUGUCCCCAAAGCCAGCCUAUUUUAUCCCCAUUUUACAGAUGAAGAAACAGAGGCUCAGAGACUUAAACCCAAGGACGCAAUGGAGUUUCGCUCUUGUUACCCAGGCUGGAGUGCAAUGGCACAAUCUCGGCUCACCGCAACCUCCACCUCCUGGGUUCAGGGUCCUGGAGUAUCCAGAUGGAGAGGGGCAACGCCCUGGUGGUACUGCGCAGCCUGCUCUGGCCAGGCCUCACCUUCUAUCAUGCUCCCCGCACCAGGAACUAUGGCUACAUCUAUGUGGGCACUGGUGAGAAGAACAUGGACUUGCCCUUCAUGCUAUAGAAGGGGCCAGCCUGGAUUUUUAAAGAGUCUAAACAUGAUUUUCUUAAGCUUCAGUGAACUUGGCCUGGUUGUUCUGUCCUACCUUCUUAUCUCCAUCAUCGUCUGGUUCCAGGUUCUGACGGGCCCACUGAGCCAGGGAACUCAUCUCUAAACCAAACGGCAGAGGGUUGCAAUGUGCUGAUGAAAGAUACUAGACAAUGAUGGGUGUAAAUGGCUGUGGGAGAAGGUGACAAUCAGGGCCCCUUUGAAGAAGGCAGUUUCUUGGAUUCACACGAGAGCGGCAAGUGUGCCAGGAAUCCCUCCUUGGCUCCUUGCGGCUCUCCCAGACUAAGGAGCUCACAGCUGUCAUAAAG